AAUCCAAUCGUUAAUUUCCCCUCCAUAUUCAGCUUUUAUGCAGCUGUACUCCGCACAGCUCAUUUUUCAAAACUCUUUUAUUUCUACACAAAAGAACCCAAUAAACAUCACCACCCAACAAUCAAGAUUUGAACCAUUGACACCGCUUCUGUUUUCAUCUUCUUCCUUCACUGCCUAUUCUGCUGAAAUGUCAGCUCUUCUGGCUUUGCACUACUGUUGUUCCCACAAGGGUGAACGGAUGAAUCUCAGUUUCUCAAGCUCAAUAUCACAUCCAUUUGUAAAAUUUGAGAGGCAAAUAUGUACACUUCCUAUGGCUGAUAAAUCAUUCAGAUUUAAAGUGAAAAUGCGACAGACUGAGUCAUCCUCAAGAGUAGAUCCAGAUAGACAAGCUGUUAAAAUGGUACCUGUAAGUGAAGUGAGGAAGAGAAAAACUCCGUCCACCAACAAAGCAGAGAAGGUCAAUGGCGUAAACCAGGUGACUGAUGGUGUUAGUAUAAUUAGGCGAGCUCAUACUCUUGGACCGAUUAAGUCACCUAAUGGCAGAGGUAGAGCCCCUAUAGAACCUUCCCCAAUUGACGAGCUAAAGGUUCUACCCUCGGAUGAAGCCUUCAGUUGGGCCAAUGAGAAUUAUAGCAGCUGGCAGAGAAAUAUAGAUGUCUGGUCUUUUAUUAUUUCUUUGCGUAUCCGAAUUCUGUUAGACAAUGCAAAAUGGACAUACUUCGGAGGCUUCACAGAAGAUAAGCGGGUGAACUUUGGUUUCACCCUCAAAUAUUUCACAUCUGACAAAUGGAUACUCUAUUUCCAGACAAAUAGAAGGAAAAGAACUGCCUCAUGGCUUCGGGAGCGUUUAUUGCAACUUGGUCCUACUUUUAUCAAACUUGGACAGUUAUCCUCAGCUAGAUCAGAUAUAUUUCCACAAGAGUAUAUAGAUGAGCUUGCCAAAUUGCAGGAUAAGGUCCCUGCAUUCUCAGCAGAGAAAGCAAGACGCUUUGUUGAGACUGAACUGGGAGCUCCCAUUGAACAUAUAUUUAAGGAGUUUGAUGACUGGCCAAUUGCUGCAGCUAGUCUUGGUCAGGUGCAUCGAGCUACAUUGCAUGAUGGGGAGAAAGUUAUUGUGAAGGUUCAAAGACCUGGUCUUAAGAAGCUUUUUGACAUUGAUUUAGGAAAUUUGAAGCUAAUUGCAGAAUAUUUUCAGAACACCGAAACUUAUGGCGGUCCAACCAGAGACUGGAUUGGUAUAUAUGAAGGAUGUCGCAGGAUUCUUUAUGAAGAAAUUGAUUACAUAAAUGAAGGGAGAAAUGCAGAUAAACUUCGCCGAGACUUCAGGAAUAUUAAGUGGGUCAGAGUACCUAUGGUUUAUUGGAAUUAUACUGCUACAAAGGUUUUGACCAUGGAGUAUGUACCAGGUAUUAAGAUCAAUCAGUUGGAUGAGCUAGAUUCAAGAGGAUAUGAUCGAUCUCGAAUUUCAUCACGUGUUAUUGAAGCAUAUUUGAUUCAGUUAUUGAAAACUGGUUUCUUCCAUGCUGAUCCACAUCCUGGAAAUUUAGCCAUUGAUGUUGAUGAAGCACUUAUCUAUUACGAUUGUGGCUUGAUGGGGAAUCUCCAAAGUUCUACUCGUGCAAGAUUGAUUGAACUUUUCAAUGCAACAUAUGAGAAAGAUGUACAAAAGGUAAUCCAAUGCCUUAUAGAUCUUGAAGUACUUCAACCCAAAGGAGAUUUGUCACCGGUGAGAAGAUCUGUGCAAUUCUUCUUGGACAAUUUAUUGAACCAGAGGCCAGAUCAAGAGGCUACUAUUGCUGCAAUAGGAGAGGACUUAUUUGCAAUAGCUCAGGAUCAACUGUUUCGGAUCCCAUUCACCAUAGCCUUUAUUUUGAGGGCAUUUUCAACACUCGAAGGUGUAGGCUACAUGCUUAGUCCAGAUUUUUCCUUUGCAAAGAUUGCUGCACCCUACAUACAGGAGCUUUUAAGUAUUAGAGAAAGGCCACGAAGUGGGACACAGCUAGUGGAUGAACUAAGGAAACAAGCCGAUGAUGCCAGGUCUUACACCAUGUCCAUGCCAUAUAGAGUUCAACGGAUAGAGGAAUUCGUAAAACAACUUGAGUCGGGAGAUUUAAAACUGCGUGUCCGAGUGAUGGAGUCAGAGAGAGCAGCACAUAAAGCAACCAUCAUGCAAAAGGCGACCAUAUAUGCAGUACUAGGUGGCACACUGCUAAACCUCGGGUUCACCAUUGCCUAUCAAGGCAGCCGAGUUAUCGCAAAUGGAUCAUUCAUUGGAGCAGGAGUUUGCUUGAUACUGUUUCUUAGGUCAAUGCAGAUGGUGAAAAAGCUAGACAAAUUUGAGAAGAUGAUAUGAUUCUUUUUCCAAGAAGGCUAGAUAUCUUUUUGCAUUUAUGGUGAAUCUUGAUCUCUCUUUUUGAGUGAUUUACUUGUCUUUUUCUCGCCAAAGAAAAUUUUGUAAUUCUUUUUCCACAAGUAUUAGAGGUAAAUUCAUUCUUUCAGUUUCAGCGCAGCUAGUGAUUGUAGUAUAAAAUUCAGAGUAUGAA
Rubroshorea leprosula is the source of this 2543-nucleotide messenger RNA. The record is from the annotation of a GenBank genome assembly. NCBI's taxonomy places the organism in Eukaryota, Viridiplantae, Streptophyta, Magnoliopsida, Malvales, Dipterocarpaceae.